Chelonoidis abingdonii (Abingdon island giant tortoise) is the source of this 1099-nucleotide messenger RNA. Lineage: Eukaryota; Metazoa; Chordata; Testudines; Testudinidae. The record is from RefSeq and is a predicted model, not a curated record.
CCUGUUAGGAAGCUCGCAGCGUUGGGGGGGAGGGCCUGUUGGGGGCACUCCUGUGAGGAAGCUCGCAGCGUGGAUCCCAGCUGUGCGUUUUGCUUUGCAGUUACUGCUCUGCCCCACAGGCCGAACCGUGUCUCUCGGUGGCCGGGCCAGUCCCCGGCGGUGCCGGCGGCCGCCAUGGUCCGGCUCUCCAAGCCCAAGACAUUCCAGGCCUACCUGGACAACUGUCACCGCAGAUACAGCUGUGUGCACUGCCGGGCACAUCUGGCCAACCACGAUGACCUCAUCUCCAAGUCUUUCCAAGGGAGUCAGGGGCGAGCUUAUCUCUUCAACUCAGUGGUGAAUGUGGGGUGUGGGCCGGCUGAGGAGCGGGUGCUGCUGACAGGGCUCCACGCAGUAUCCGACAUCCACUGUGAGAGCUGCAAGACCACGCUGGGCUGGAAAUAUGAACAAGCCUUCGAGAGCAGCCAGAAGUACAAGGAGGGUAAAUACAUCAUCGAGCUGAGCCACAUGAUCAAGGACAACGGCUGGGACUGACCCUGCCCCACAAACCCCACUGCAGCGAGGGGCGGGGCUUGCACCAUCGUUCCCAUGGAAACUAGCAGCAAGGCGGGGACUUGCAGGAUCAGUUCUAUGGCCUAACUGAGGAGGGGGUUCCCUGACACUGUUUCCAUGGAGACCCAUCCCAAACCUGGUCCCCCUCCAGGAGAGGUGGGGCUUCACCUCAAGGUUGCUAUGGAUACCACCCCACCCAGGACCACUGCCAUGAAGAGGCGGGACCUUGCUGCACCCUUUCCAUAGAGAUGAGCACUGCCUCCUAGCUUUGCAUGGGGACAUUACUGAACAUUAAUUAAUGUGUGUUCGGGGCGGGGGGAGGGGGGAGGACAGGUAAUGCCCACCAUUGGGGAGGGAGGGGUGGUGCUGCACUGUCCUGUGAUUGGCUGAGGGGGGGGGUACUGCCCAAGGGGCGCAGGAGAGGGGAGGGGGACCCCCAGGAGAUGCCGUGUUGUGUGUCCAGGGGGUUGUGUACAAAGGGGGGGGAUGGGCUGUACAGUAUUGAGUGUGAAUCCGUUGUGUGUAAAUAAAACAGCUUCAACUGUGA